AUGUUGUCUUUACCUAUUCUGCGCAGAUGCGCCUUGUCGCAUUGUCGUUCUUCUGCACCGGCAACAACUUCUAUUUUUCUCGAUUUCCUCGCGCCAUCAACAUUUAAGCAUGGCCAAUCCCGGCAGGCUUCAACUACCGCCGGCACCCCCGGUGGCUCCAAACCUCUAUAUGUUCUCAGCAAAGAGCAACGCGAAUUCAUGGACAGUGCCCUGCGAGUGAAUCAAGCCGGUGAACUCGCCGCCACGCUGAUCUACAAAGCCCAAACGCCUCAGAUCGUCCGAUCAUAUCCGCACCUCCGACCUUUGAUGAAACACAUGUACGACCAGGAAGCCGGGCACCUUAAGACAUUCAAUCACCUCAUCGCUAAGCACCAAAUUCGUCCGACUGCCAUGUAUCCGGCAUGGGAGGUAGCUGCCACAUUUUUGGGUUGGUCGACUGCGGCGUUGGGUCGCGAAGCUGCGAUGGCUUGCACCGAAGCUGUGGAGACUGAAAUUGGAUCACACUACAACGACCAAGUAAGGGAGAUUCUGUCUUGGGAGGCAGAUGCCGAGAGGCGGGGGGAGGAGCUGGAUGAGGAACUUAAAGAAAUGUUGACCACAUUCCGGAGAAUUCGUGACGAGGAACUAGAGCAUCUCGACCAUGCUGUGGCCAACGACUCAAAGGAGGCGAAGCCCUACGAUCCGCUUGUCGAUGUCAUUCGUUUUGGAUGCAGGACCGCUAUCAAGAUCAGCGAGAAGAUCUAA
Messenger RNA from Penicillium samsonianum, 744 nucleotides. RefSeq names its product demethoxyubiquinone hydroxylase family protein. The transcript has a single exon. Lineage: Eukaryota; Fungi; Ascomycota; Eurotiomycetes; Eurotiales; Aspergillaceae. Gene Ontology annotation, molecular function: 3-demethoxyubiquinol 3-hydroxylase activity. Gene Ontology annotation, cellular component: mitochondrial inner membrane. The coding region runs from base 1 to 744 and encodes 247 amino acids. The record is from RefSeq and is a predicted model, not a curated record. Gene Ontology annotation, biological process: ubiquinone biosynthetic process.